UGUUCGAGGCUCAGCUGCCGCCAUCAGCAUCUCUGUCUGGAAUUCAACCAGCAGCUUCUGAGGACAUCUGCUACUGUUCCAUCACACACACACACACACACACACGCUGAACCAACACCUAUAAACAGACCAGAAAGCUGUGGUAUUCCCAUUUAUCUCUCUUCUGCAGGCAGGAAUCAGCGGCAGUCAGGAUGGCAGAGAAGAAGAUGUCGUCGUGCCGGAGGAAUCAGCUGAAGAGCUUGCUGCUGCACAUUGGUGCGGGGAUGCUGGAGGAGGAGGUGCGGAUGGCCGAGGAGGAGAAGAUGAAGUACAUGGAGGAGAGCUGCCCCACCCUCUCUGUCCCAGGCUCCAUGCAGGAGCUCCAGGAGCUGUGCCGGAAAAUUCACAAGGAGAUUGAUUUCGUGGACGAAGAGCGAUACGACAUGGAGAUCAAAGUGAAAAAGUCCAAUAAGGAGAUCGACGACCUGAAAUUGAUGAUCCAGAAUCUGAAGGGGAAGUUCCAUAAGCCGGCCCUAAAGAAGGUUCGGAUGUCGGCCGACGCCAUGCUCGCCGCUCUGCUGGGCUCCAAACAUAAAGUGUCUAUGGACCUGAGAGCCAACCUGAAACAGGUCAAGAAGGAGGUCAAAGAGGAGGAGAAGCAAACAAGCGACUGGAGGAAGAACAUCGAAGACAAGGCCGGGAUGGGCGGCAGGAAGAAGAUGUUUGAGACAGAAGCUUAAACACCAGUGUCUUGCUCUGCUGUUCAAGGAUUCAAGUGUUUAUUGUCAGAUGUUCAAGUUUCCAUGUACACUGAAAUUCUUACUUUGCUGUCCACAUCAAAUGCAUACAGUAAAAAUAAAAUAAAUGGAUAAAUAACAUACAAUAAAUACAAAUAUAAAAUGAGCUGAGAAAAUAUAAAAAAAAUGUAAAAAAAAAAAGUAAACAUCAGAUGUAAAAAAAAGUAAUAACAAAUAUAUACACUUCAUCGCUGCGCAGACAGACGAAUUAUAAACAGUGUACAACUGAUGAAUUAAAUACAUGAUAACUUAUAUACAUGUGGAAAUUGUGCAUGGAGAAAUGUGCAGAUGAACAUGGGCAUGGUAGAGUUUAGAGAUGGGUGUGAUUAUGUAAUCCACACGCCACACUGCUGUUUACAGGAAUGAUUCAUUUCUGUGUAUUAUGUGAGUCCGUGGUGUUGGAUGUUUGUAUAAAUGAUAGAAUAUAUAAAUCAUGCGGCGUUUUUGUGUGAUUCAUGGUGAUAAUUUGAUAAAUCAUGAAAUAAGUGUGUAGAUCAAUAUUCACACAUUUCAGGACUAAGGGUAGCACUAUGACGAGUAAAAUCUUGCAAUUAAAAGAACAAAAAUGAAAUAAAACAAAAUCCAAUACAAUAAAGUUAAAAAGAAUUAAAUAAACAAAUAAAACAUAUUAAACAUAUUACAAGUGUAACAAUAAGACUGAGGCCAUUAACAACAGGCUUUUAAAAAUAUUUUUUCAGAAGUGAUUUAUAUACAUACAUUUAUUAUCAUAAUUCAUUUGCUUAAGUAAUUACUUUUGUUCCUUUGCUGUCAGACAAACAGUGGUAACACUGAUGUGGUAUAUUUUGUGUUAGGGUGCUGUUUAAGAUUUGUGGGUCAUUUUUUAUUCUUGACAGUCAUGUUGGAUUAUCAAUUUUAAAAUAGGUCCUGCUUGAUUAGCCAAUCCUGAGGCCCUGUCUUCAGCUCUGUAUCAGACCUUCAUUAUUUCUUCCAAAUUACCAAAAAGAAAAGUCACAUUUCACUCAGAGAGAGGAAGCAACAAGGGGGGUUAACAGGAGACCAGAAGCUCAUUAUUCCCUUAGUGCCCUCGCAAGUUAUUUUCAGCCAGCUUAAUAGGACGAGAAAAACAACUUAAAAUUCAGAACAGCAGAAAAUGCUUUUAAUUGCACAAACAAACAAAAACCCAGUUCAUAUUGAGAGGUCCUGCACUAAUUUGUGUGUACUUGUCUUUGAUAUAAAAAGGUGAAUAAAUGUCGUUACUCCUUAAUUAAAUCACACUCAUUAUAGCAGACCUUCUCCACGGAGACAUUUUUUA
Messenger RNA from Micropterus salmoides (largemouth bass), 2049 nucleotides. Its product is annotated as troponin I, fast skeletal muscle-like. The transcript is spliced from 6 exons. Gene Ontology annotation, biological process: muscle contraction. NCBI's taxonomy places the organism in Eukaryota, Metazoa, Chordata, Actinopteri, Centrarchiformes, Centrarchidae. The record is from RefSeq and is a predicted model, not a curated record. Gene Ontology annotation, cellular component: troponin complex. The coding region runs from base 192 to 719 and encodes 175 amino acids.